GUCUCCUCAGCCCUCAGAGCGCGUGAGAAAUCGGCUUAUCGUUUCUCCUCGAUGAGAGGAGAGAGGAUGCGCGCGGGGGAGCAGAGGAUGUGGAUGUGAGAGGGUUUUUUUUUUUUGGGCGCUCGAUGUGUCAGUGCAGGGAAGGAGCCAGGACCUGAGGAGCACUUUGCUCCUUCUGAAUUGAGGUUUUUUUUUUCUUCAGGCUAAAAUAAAGAAAGUGACACUUCAUCCUAAUGAUGGCAGGCUUAUUUUAACCAUCUUCUUGUCAUGGAUAAAUGGACCAAUCGGACAUGUUUGGAUGGAAUUGGUAGGGGUUAAUAAAAAGAAACGAUGCCCAAAGCGCAUGGAGGGACCUCGUGAGAGCAUCAACUCCCGUUCCAAAUGGCCGAGCUUGAAGUUUGCAGAAAUCUGAGUUUGGAGAAGGUGGAGAGAUGCAUGAGCGUGAUGCAGUCCGGGACACAGAUGGUCAAGCUGAAGGCGGGAUCCAAGGGACUGGUGAGACUCUUCUACCUGGAUGAGCAUCGCUCCUGCAUCCGCUGGAAGCCGUCACGCAAGAGCGAGAAAGCAAAGAUCACCAUCGAUUCGCUCUAUAAGGUGACGGAAGGCGGUCAAUCGGACAUCUUCCAUCGGCAACCAGACGGCAGCUUCGACCCGGCCUGCUGUUUCACCGUGUAUCACGGAAACCACAUGGAGUCCCUCGACCUGGUGACAUCUAACUCAGAGGAGGCCAGGACUUGGAUCACCGGCCUUCGGUACCUGAUGGCGGGGAUCAGCGAUGAGGACUCGCUGGCCAAACGGCAGCGGACACAUGACCAAUGGAUGAAGCAGACGUUUGAGGAGGCUGAUAAGAACGGAGACGGCCUGCUGAACAUCGAUGAGAUCUACCAGCUUCUCCACAAGUUGAACGUUAACCUGCCGCGCAGGAUGGUCAAGCAGAUGUUUCAGGAAGCAGACACAGAUGAUCAGCAGGGCACGCUAACGUACGAAGAGUUUUCGGUCUUCUACAAGAUGAUGUCUCUCAGACGGGACCUGUUCCUGCUGAUGAUGGCCUACAGUGACAGGAAGGACCACCUGACAGCGGAUGAGCUCGCCAACUUUCUGCACAAUGAGCAGAAGAUGACCAGUGUGACCACAGAGUACGUUGCAGAAAUAAUUAACAAGUUUGAGGUGUCUGAUGAAAAUAAACAAAACGGCGUUCUGGGGAUUGACGGUUUCACAAGCUUCAUGCGCAGUCCAGCCUGUGAUAUUUUCAACCCGUUGCACCACGAGGUGAACCAAGACAUGGAGCAGCCUCUGUGUAACUACUUCAUCGCCUCGUCUCAUAACACCUACCUGACGGGAGACCAGCUCCUGUCCCACUCCAAGACCGACAUGUACGCCUGGGUGCUGCAGUCCGGCUGUAGAUGUGUGGAAGUUGAUUGCUGGGAUGGUCCGGAUGGAGAGCCGAUGGUCCAGCAUGGCUACACUCUGACCUCCAAGAUCCCAUUCAGGUCCGUCAUCGAGACCAUCAACAAACACGCCUUUGUAAAUAACCAAUUCCCAGUGAUUCUCUCCAUUGAGAACCACUGUAACAUCCAGCAGCAGAAGAAGAUCGCUCAGUACCUGCGAGAAAUCUUCCGAGACAAGCUGGAUGUGGACGAUGUGCUGAGCCGAGACUCCAAAACCUUACCCAGUCCCCAAAGCCUGCGAGGGAAGAUUCUCAUCAAAGGGAAGCGUCUACCCGCCUAUCUGUCUGCGGACGCCGAGGAGGGGGAGGUGUCGGAUGAUGACAGCGCUGAUGAAAUUGAGGAAGACUUCAAACUCAAAAGCAGCAAUGGCAACGGCCACCACCAAGUGGAGUCUCACAUCCGAAAGAAGCUGGACUCUCUUCUAAAAGAGUCUCGGAUCGGAGAUAAGGAGGACAGUGACAGCUUCAGCAUCCGAGCGCUGCUCCGAGCCACACACCAAGGCCUUCAGAAGAACCUCCGGCAGAGCUCCAACAGGGUUCUAAAGAAAUCCCACAGCAGAUCUCUCAUCACAACGCUCAAACAGAAGAGGCACUCCAAAUCCAGGCUGACGUGCCAAAGCGUGGAAAAGGARGAAGAUGUUCAGGAGCGGACUGGGAGGGAGGCUGGAGGACAGUUCAACAGGGGUGGGAGAAAGAGGAAGACGAUGAAGCUGAGCAGGGAUCUGUCGAACUUGGUGGUCUUCACCAAUUCUGUCGCCUCUCAGGAGUGUUUAAAUGAAGGUACUCCAGGUGACGUGUUGUCGUUCAGUGAGACCAGAGCACAAUCWCUGGUCAACCACAGGACCGAGCAGUUCCUGGCUUUUAACCAGAGGCAGCUGUCACGGAUUUAUCCCUCGGCCUAUCGCAUCGACUCGUCUAAUUUUAACCCUCAGUUUUACUGGAACGUGGGCUGUCAGUUGGUGGCACUGAACUAUCAGACCGAGGGGCGGAUGAUGCAACUCAACAGAGCCAAGUUUAUGGUGAAUGGGGGAAUCGGUUUCGUCCUGAAGCCGCCUCCCAUGUGCAAAGGCUCCUUCAACCCAUUCAGUGAUGACCCACUUCCAGCUUACCCCAAGAAGCAGCUCAUUCUCAAGAUCAUUAGUGGACAGCAGCUGCCGAAACCACCGGACUCCAUGCUGGGGGACCGUGGGGAGAUAAUUGAUCCAUUCGUUGAAGUAGAGAUCAUUGGUUUGCCGGUUGACUGCUGCAAGGAACAGACACGAGUUGUUGAUGACAACGGUUUUAAUCCAGUAUGGGAGGAGUCGCUGUCCUUUACGCUUCACAUGGCUGAGCUGGCACUUGUGCGUUUUCUAGUCUGGGACCACGACCCAAUCGGACGAGACUUCAUUGGUCAAAGGACUGUUGCCUUCAGUAGUCUGAUGCCUGGUUACAGACAUGUCUACUUGGAGGGACUGACUGAAGCUUCCAUCUUUGUGCACGUGUCAGUGCACGAUGUCUACGGGAAGUGGAGCCCUCUUGUCCUGAAUCCCAGCUUUACCAUAAUGCACUUUUUAGGAGCUAACAAGGGUAAUCAACUGCGAGGUAUCCGUGGUUUCUUCAACCGCUCCUCCAAGUCCUCCGUGGACACGAACACGAGCGGUCUUCGAAAACGCUCCAUUAGUGACCACCUUCUGCGCCGCACAGCCAGCGCCCCGGCGAAGGGGAGGAAGAAGACGAAAAUGACGCUGUCGGAGUCGGUGGCCUCAAUAUCCGACAACAAGAAUGGGGCGGCAGCGGGAGGAGAGGGAGCGUCAGGGAAGGAAGGAUGGGUAGAGAAGCCUCUCCAGCCUAGAGCACCUCUGAUCCACAGGCCCGUUUCCAUGCCAUUAGACAGACUUCUGCAAGGGCAGCUGUCCAUCUGUUCUCCAGACAAGGAACAGCAGGAUGUGGGAGCAGAUACUGUCAUUAGAAUUUGCCAAUUCAACAAACCCAGGUCUUCCUCUGUGGACCUUCUCAUUGAGUCGUCGUUACCUGUUGAAUCAAACAUCUCUCCACUUUCAAAGACAAACAGAAAUAAAAAGUCUGAAGAGGCUUCUUAUAUGGUUAUUGGUGCUGGCAAAGUAAUAAAGGAAGAUAUCUAUGUCAAUUACCAGUCAGAACUCAACAAAUCACAUAUCUCAUCAGCAGAAACAGACAAAAACCACUCUAUGACACUUUCCACAAACAGCCAGGUGACAUCUGAUAAACCCGAAACAUCAUCGAAUAGCACCAUUUUCACGGUUGCACCUCCAACCUCCUCCUCCUCUUCCUCCUCCUACACCCUCUCAUCUAUGGCACUUAAUUCUCCUGUCAGAGUGAACAAUGGUGUAAAAAGUCCCAGCUCCUUGCAUGAUAGCACCAUUUCUAGACUCAUUGAUGCCAUGUCCUUAGGCAAUGAACAGGACACAUGUUGCUCUAUUUCUGCCCUGAUUGAUCAGUUUGAAAACACUGUUGACCAAAGUAAUCUCACAUUGUUAUCACCUGAUAUCACACUGUCUCGGGCAUCAAAACUUAGGCCUACAACACCCAAAGCCCUGGAAAAUUUAAGGUCUCCUCUCAAGAACAAUGCAACUUCACCAAAAAAGAACCCUGUGCUGAGUCCUCAAAAGGCAACUCAAAAGACUAAUCAUGUUAACAGUGAAAUUGAUUCACCUCGCAAGGAUUCCAGUGCAGAUACACACACUCCAUCUCUCAUCUCAAGCCCAGAAACUGCUGAGCUCGAGGAGGUCUACACCAUUCUGGAUGAGGAGGUUUUGUUGCCUGUGUCAGUGUACAACCUGAGGAAGCAGACAGUUCACAUUCAGGUGGAUACAACAGAGAGUUCCCCUUCAAACAGUUUAGGGACCUCCCCAGCAAAGACAAAUCACAGUUUAGGGAAAGGGCCCAGUGUGGCAUGGUCUAAUGUGGACAGAAGUUGGGGUGAAAGUGAAAAAUCUGUAGAAGCAGAGGAAAGAGUAUACGAGGAGGUGAAUGAUCCUCCAACUGCAUUAUUUGAAUCAGAGCAGGGCACUUAUAAAACUUACACGAGUUCCUCCUCCAAUAAACCCUUACAAAUUUUCCACCAUUCAGCUAGAGGGACAUUUACAGAAGUGGAGCUAAAUGUUGACGAGGAUCCAAUGGAAUUGAUGCAAACUUUGCCACAUCAUGGCAACCAUUGGGAAGCCAAACACGAUGUUAUUUAUCAAAACCACGGGCCCACUCCCAGCUACUCCCAACAAAAACAUCCUUCUUCAUACCCUAAACUACACUACCCAAAACAUGCAUCUCAUACAUCAUUCUCACAGUUUCCUUCACUGGUGAAUCAACCGUCACGUCAGCUGUUCAAUCACCAUCAACCACAAGGCAUUCUCCAACCUCCAGUCCAUCAUAAAUUCAUUAACCAUGGACCACCCAACCUUGGUCCAGUUAGUCAGAACAGCUACCCCAUGUGUCAGAGCAACUCUGCGGUCUUUAACAACAGCAGAGACUUCAACAUUUCCAAAACACAACAGAGAAGCUCAAGUAGUAGCCAGAUCAAGUCUCAAGAAAGGCCAGGAAACAGGCAGAUAAAAACUGAAAGAAGAGAUGGCUCCUCCUACAAUGGUUUUUCUUCUGCUGAAAGCCUUCCUGGUCAAUGUGAUGUAUCUUUAAACAUCCCCAGAAAGAGAGAUUCAGAUUCACCUUCUUUUGAAUGUGAAACCUUGUACAGUCAGCUAGACUAUGAUUGCAUUAUGCCCUCAUCUGAGCCUUGUGCUUUUCAAAAGAUCCAGCCCCAAAGCCAAAGUCAAACAAAGUUAUAUGGCCCUAAACAGUUUGGCAUACAUAAAACCAACCUUGUCAAUAAAAAAAUCCAGGCACACUCUGAAACCAGAGUUCCAUUGCACUCAGAUUUAGAAUCUUCAUCUGCCUAUCUUCAAUCAGCUACCACAGGUUCUAAAACCCCAAGUCCCUGCAAGUCUAAAUCUCUGGGAGACCUGACCUCUGAAGACAUACUGUGCAACUUUCAGAGCAAGUAUCACAUUAUUAGUCGCAGUUUUGUCACGUCUCAUGUGAGAAAGCAAAAGCAUAAAGGCACCAUGGGGGAAGCAUCUUUUCAUUCACAGUCGUUGGAUCCCCUUACACAACAGCUACGUAAACUGGUUAGUCUGGAGGCAGAUGAAAGCCUACGACCUCCUCAAUUACAACAGGAAGCACAAUACCAAGCAAGUAAUUUAUCCCCAGACAAUUCCAGGGAUUUAGAUGAUUCCCCUCCUACUCUUACCCGUCGCCUCUCUUCCCGAAGCCAAAGCCGAGUGCGACACAUCAACAGUCGUGCUCGCGAGAGGCAACAAGAAGCUCUGAAACCUCAUCCGGGCGUGGUGAUCAAUAGUACGUCCAGCAUUGGUGGGGUGGUACGAAGGAAUAAACCAGCCCUGCAGAAUCUGCCACCUAACAGACACUCAACCGGUUCUUACAUAGCAGGCUACCUUGGUGAGCUGGAUGACAGAGGACUUCCUGAAGGGGCCUGCACCUCCAUAAGUUAUGGCAACGGGGACAGUCUUGGAGAUCUGUACUAUACAGACAACUCUCUCCCCUCUUUGAAUGCUUCCCAUUCAGCAUCUGAACCUGAAGUCUAUUUUCUGCUUAGAUUAUAACUCUGAUCAUAGUUUGUUGAGGAAUUAUAGCAUUACCCUUGGUUUGGUUCAGCAACACCAAAACCAAGAUGACCAAUGAAAUAYAAAUUUGCACUUGUUUGUUGACAUGUUUGUUAACAUUUUCCUCUCUAAGAGUUAUGAAAUGAUCAUUCCAGGCUGUUUCUAGUCAAUAAACAAUAAACUGUUAGUGAAACAUUACAAAUAAUCCAUGAUUGGACUUAACAGCAUGAAAUUACCUGUAUGAAAUGUCUACUUUUCCAUAGAGAAUGGUCUUGUUGACUCUAUUGUCUUUAUUCUGCUAAAUGUGUAAAUGUCCCUUCUGAAUGACUUCCUGGUUAGACUGAUUGUACAAACUCUUGUUAUUUUUGUCUGUGUUGUACCGUCUAAUCUACGUACAGUGACUCUGAAGCAAAAAAAAGGAAGAAAAAGAAAGAAGGAAAAUGCAGAGACUUUGCAUCCUUUGAAUGUGUAGUAUAUUCAAGCAGCUUAUUUUUAACAGAUGGAUUUCAUCUUUUCAGAUAUCUCAUGCAAGUCUUCCUUCUCUCUUUAAUGGUAUUUCUCUAAUUGUAUUUUGUGUAAAUAUCCCUGUUAUCACUUUUUUUGUUUGGGAUGAGUUUUUGCAGAGAAUCAUUUAUGUUUGUGCAUGUUACAUGUGAACAUGUCAAGCAUGACUAUGCACCAGUUUAUACGAUAGUUGUUGGAUUACCUAAACACAUUUGCACAUAACAAACAGAGGUCAGAGGCUUGUUUGUAUCGGGGCACAUUACAGUAUUUGUUGCUCUGUAUGAUUUGUAAAAUUUGAUGGCAAAAUUUAAGAAAAAAAAUUGGAAUUCAAAGGUUUUUUAUUUUUAUAAUUGCUUUGAUACAGACAGUAAAAUAUGCUCUUGUUCUUUGGGGUUGGUUUAUUUUGUAUAACUUGAUGAAUAGAACAAAUGAGRUGACAGCUACACAGGGUCAAGCUGAGAAGGGAAGGGCAGUAGAGGUAUGAAUUUGUUUUUAAACACUUCUUUCAGUAUUACACCAUAUUUUUUUCUUUUUUCUUUUUGCUCAUUGGAAUUGUGAGCAUUUUUCCUAUCAAUGCAAUAAAAUAAAAUUUUUGAUUUGAA
This is a messenger RNA of Austrofundulus limnaeus, 7184 nucleotides long. RefSeq names its product phospholipase C, eta 1 (gene plch1). Gene Ontology annotation, cellular component: cytoplasm. Lineage: Eukaryota; Metazoa; Chordata; Actinopteri; Cyprinodontiformes; Rivulidae. Bases 382 to 6078 code for a protein of 1898 amino acids. Gene Ontology annotation, molecular function: phosphatidylinositol-4,5-bisphosphate phospholipase C activity; calcium ion binding. Gene Ontology annotation, biological process: phosphatidylinositol-mediated signaling; phosphatidylinositol metabolic process; release of sequestered calcium ion into cytosol. The record is from RefSeq and is a predicted model, not a curated record. The transcript has 23 exons.